GAUUGGCUAUGCCAGUCGCCUGUGUGUCAAAUGUAGGUUGAGAGAGGUGGUUUAUAUAGGGGACUUGGAAGUCCCCAGCCUGUGAACUCAGUGCAGUUUUAAUGCUCAUUGCUUUCCUCAGCUGUUUGAAAGGCAGACACAGAGUUUGAGGGUAACUCCAAGAGCACACAUAAAAAUGGAGCUGAACUCUCUGUUAAUUCUUCUGGAAGCAGCUGAGUAUUUGGAAAGAAGAGACAGAGCAGAACAUGGCUAUGCAUCAGUGUUACCCUUCGAUAGUGACUAUUCCAGAAAGAAAACAAAGGCAGGCACGCUGGCCAGAAAAUCCCAGAAUAACAGGUCAUCACACAACGAACUAGAAAAACAUAGACGGGCUAAACUCCGGCUAUAUUUGGAGCAGCUAAAACAGCUUGUGCCUCUUGGGCCAGAUAGCACCAGACACACCACUCUAAGUCUGUUGAAAAGAGCCAAGAUGCAUAUCAAGAAAUUGGAAGAACAGGACCGAAAAGCUCUAAAUAUUAAAGAACAAUUACAGCGGGAGCACCGCUACCUCAAACGUAGAUUGGAACAGUUAUCCGUGCAGGGCAUGGAACGUAUCCGCACUGACAGUAUGGGAUCAACAAUAUCCACUGAUUCUGAACAAGAAGUAGACAUUGAAGGAAUGGAAUUUACACCAGGUGAAAUGGACAGUAUUGGAAGUGCCAGUGAUGUUGAAGACCACUACAGUUUGCAAAGCAGUUCAAGUGAUGGUGGCUAUACACAUUCCCGCAGACUUAAUGCCAGGCUCUCAUAGUGCCUGAGUUUCCAAUUCAGCUCAGGACCAUCUAACUGAAGCACUUACAGAAGAAAAUUCCAGAGGUGUCAACUGCCACUCUUCCGGGAAACCCCAACCACAGCACUCUGAAAUGGAGGUUUUGUACCCACGGUUCCCUGCACUGUAACCACAAUAUUCGAUAUUGCAAAUCAUGGUUUUGCUGCAGAGAACUGUGGUUAGGUACAGUUGUGACUUAAAGCUAGCUUGAUGUAGCCAUACUGCAAAUUUUAAAAAAAUCAUAUCAUUCCAUGCAAGAAGUAUUAAAUUCAACCUGUUGGAAGCAUAUGAUGGCAUAAGGAAGUUUAAUAAGAAAAUCAUUUUGAUUUUGCAGAAACCAUUUUCAAAUAUUGAAGAAUAAAUGGAAUCUAUGAUGUGUUAGUGAUUCAAAUCUAUAAAAAUUCAACUACUUUUUUUCUUGGUUUUUUUCCUUCAUGAAAAAUUAUUAAUGCUUUAUAGCAGGCUGUAGAGUAUAAAUUCUUCUACUAGUUGUGUUUGAGAGAGGCAGACAGAAAAAAAAUCUCCAAAUCUCAGAUGAUCUUUAGGAAAAAGAUCAUAUUAACAAGUCACUACUGUACUUCAAAAUGGGGAGGAAAAAAGCCAGCUCUAAUAAUGACUUCAUGUGGGAUGAUCUCAACUUUCUUUUGCUUUUUGCAUUCAGCAUCCAACCAGCAGCAGAUCAUUCUCACCAUGAUAACAGAGCUAGCACAAAGCAACACUGGAGUGUUAACCUAUUAUCAUGGAAGAGAUAUCUUUUAAAACAUUUCGGUAUUUUUUUUAAAGAAUACAGAGCUCAAAUGAUCCAGAUUUUGAUAAUUAAACCUCUCCUUACAAGGAAUGUUAGCUAAUGUUUCUUUUUUCCUAUUUAUAGCUGCCAAUACAUUUUUAUGGAAGGCAUGGCUUAUAAUUACAGUAUUCAGCUAGAGGAUAAUUAAUCAUUUUUUCUUCUUUUGCACGCUAUAAUUGCAUUUUCUAUUCUUAAAUAAAGUGCAAAAAAAUAAAGUGUAUGCUGUAAAACAGCAAAGUUUAUUUAGUACUCAUCAAGCUGUUCAGAACAUAUUUACCCAAAUUGUAGCAAUACUACGAAGAUGUAUUUUAAUACAACUUUGGCUUAGUGAAGUCAUUAGAGCUUGGCUUGCUGGGUAAGAAAAAUGGACCAGUCUUUGCAUUAUCUGUAUAAAGAAGGUCUUUUAAAAAAAAGAAAAAAAAAAGAAAAGAAAAAAAGCUAAAAACACUUCUAGAGAAGUGAUUUUAGCAAGUGUAGUCUAUAUUUCCUGUAAGAGAUUUUGUAUUAUAUUUUCCUAAAUGUUCUCAUUUACUUGUAUAGGGAGGGGAAUGGUACAGACCCAAACCAGAGUCUCAGGGACUCUUCACCCUUGUCAUAUUGUGCCUUGGUGACCAUUUAUGUAUGUCUCUCCUUUUUCAUUGUUUAAAGGCAACUAAGCUUUGUUUCUUUCAAGACCCUCUGUUUGAAUGGUCAGUUGUCCAUCUUAUUACAAAUGAAGCACUGAGAGUUAUAAAUCCUUUCACAUCCAAUCCGUGUGUCUUUUUAGUACAAUUAUAAAAUUAGGUUUGUUAGAGGGUUAACCAUUAAUUACAUUAUACUUCAUAGAGGCCCUCCCUUUGAUUCUUCAGCACACAGAUCUACAUUUUGUUAGCUUUUUGAACCAGGGUCUCUGUGAGACCAAUAUUAAAUGGCUAUGGAAACAAAUGUAUUGUAUAAUGCUAUAGGAUGUCUAACUGUGGUACCAUUUUAAUAUUCAAAUAUAAAAAACUCAUGACAUACUGACCAUAAUGAUCAAAACAAAGAUUCAGUUGUUCUUUCAACAUUAGACAUAUGUGCCCUCCCUUUGGCUUUUACAAGAGAGUAGAAAUAUGAAUACAUUUUGUGGCAGCUUACAAUCCUUGUUUGCACUCUUGCUUACUGCUUGGAACUUGCCAACAAGGAAAAUGUAUACUUUUAAUUUACAUAACCUAAUUUAUGGCCACCUGUACUUUGGCUUUGGGGAGGGGCCUAAGGUUAUAAACUCUGGCAGCUGAAUAAUAAAAAAACAACAAUUAACCUUUUCUGUGAUGCAGGUUUUGGUAUUAUGUUAUACACCUUUGCAUAUUACUAAAAUCCUCAUUGUUGGGGAAAACACACAGCAAUAUACUCAUUGUGUGUAGCUGACAAGCAGCAGAAAUUACUAGCUCCUUUGGUGCAUAUGUAACUAAUUUCCAAGUCUGGAAAAAUUAAGUGUUUACUUUAACACACGACUGUUAACAGGGGAAAAAAAAAGGCUAGUAUAUUGUUGCUGUUCAUUUAUUAUAUAAUGAACACAUUCAUGAAUUGUAAAGUGUUUCCUUUCGUGACAAGCAGCUCUUGCACAGAACCUCCUAAUAAAAAGAGAUUUGAAACUCA
This is a messenger RNA of Mauremys mutica (yellowpond turtle), 3209 nucleotides long. RefSeq names its product MAX dimerization protein 4 (gene MXD4). Gene Ontology annotation, biological process: regulation of transcription by RNA polymerase II. The transcript has 6 exons. Bases 176 to 790 code for a protein of 204 amino acids. Gene Ontology annotation, molecular function: RNA polymerase II cis-regulatory region sequence-specific DNA binding; DNA-binding transcription factor activity, RNA polymerase II-specific; protein dimerization activity. The record is from RefSeq and is a predicted model, not a curated record. Lineage: Eukaryota; Metazoa; Chordata; Testudines; Geoemydidae.